AUGGAAGUUUCAGGUGAUAAAAAUUUGGUUUUAAGAAAUCUACUUGAAAAAGCUUAUGAAACUAUAAAGCCUAGAUCGGUAUAUAGUAAAUGUCUUAUAGCAUUAUGGGGUGAAUUUGUCGCUUUUUGUAAUUUCUACAAGCUAAGUUCAUGCCUGGCUCAACCUGAGACAGUUAUGAUAUUUCUUACCUGGUUGGACCUGUCAUCAAAAUUACAAAAGCUUCAUUGGUAUACAAAUUCAAUAAGUUAUCAUUAUCAUAGUUUAGAAAUUCCAGAUCCAACUCAGAAUUUUAAUGUGCAACAUCUUGUUAGAAAUUGCCUAAAACAUGCAGCUAAUGAUAAGGAAGCAGUAUGGCUGCAAGACUCAUUUCCUGUUGAAGCUCUGCAGAAUUAUAUCAAUAACCCAUCUUUGGGGGCUAGAAAACAAGGAACUAGAUAG
Molecule: messenger RNA, 438 nt
Organism: Dentiscutata erythropus
Lineage: Eukaryota; Fungi; Glomeromycota; Glomeromycetes; Diversisporales; Gigasporaceae
Source: the annotation of a GenBank genome assembly